This is a messenger RNA of Thelazia callipaeda (thelaziosis nematode), 351 nucleotides long. The record is from the annotation of a GenBank genome assembly. Lineage: Eukaryota; Metazoa; Nematoda; Chromadorea; Rhabditida; Thelaziidae.
AUGGAUGAAAUUGCUCUGAUCGAAUCACCACAAUCCACAUAUAUUACUAGGUCACGUAACGCUACAUUGACAUGUAGAGCUCUCAAUGCCAAACGAAUACGGUUCAAAUGUAAUGGACGAUGGCUAGAUGAUUCACGUCAUAAUGUGACCCAAGGAACUGAUGCAGCCACACAUUUACCAUUUUACAUAGCCAGUGUUGAAAUAGACCGUCAAGAAUUAAAUGUCCAUCCAGGUGAAUUCACAUGCCAGUGUUAUGCUUCCGCCGACUCUGACGUACAAGUUGUUCGAUCAGAAUCUGCACGUGUACGUCUUGCAUGUAAGUUAAUCUUUAUUUCAUUUGAUCGUUACUGA